Manihot esculenta (cassava) is the source of this 2929-nucleotide messenger RNA. Its product is annotated as receptor-like protein kinase FERONIA. The record is from RefSeq and is a predicted model, not a curated record. Gene Ontology annotation, biological process: protein phosphorylation. Bases 119 to 2716 code for a protein of 865 amino acids. The transcript has a single exon. Gene Ontology annotation, molecular function: protein kinase activity; ATP binding. NCBI's taxonomy places the organism in Eukaryota, Viridiplantae, Streptophyta, Magnoliopsida, Malpighiales, Euphorbiaceae.
GCAUUGGUAAGAAUCCGCGUGCAUAUAGAAACCAGAAAGAGGGUCUGCACGCUUGUGAUCCAUAUCAAGCUUAAAACUUUCUUUUUUGGGAGCUCUCCACCUUCCGUUAAGAAAAUCAAUGUCUUUUGGAGAUCAUCCAUGGAUAUAUCUAUUCGUGCUCCUCCAUCUUAUCCCUUCAAUCACUGGCUUUCGACCAUACAAUCCUCAAGACCUUAUUCUGCUUGAUUGUGGUGCAUCAUCUAGCACCAUAUCACUGGAUGGACGCAGUUGGGAUGGUGAUGACCAUUCCAAAUUUCAUGCUUCUAGCCCGGCAACAUCUUCUGCUUUUACUGCUUCCCAACAAAACCCAUCUGUAACCCAAGUCCCUUACAUGACAGCCCGUAUUUUUCAUUCGAAUUUCACCUACACCUUUCCCGUCUUGCCUGGCUUAAAGUUCGUUCGUCUCUACUUUUAUCCAGCUGCUUACUCCAAUCUUGACAUCUCCAAAUCCUUCUUUUCUCUUAUCGCCAACAAUUACACUCUCUUACAGAACUUCAGUGCCUCUCUCACCAUUUCUGCUGUGAAACCUUCUAUCGCCUAUUUCGUCAAAGAGUACAUCGUUCCCGUGCGGGAAAACCGAAUUAACCUAACAUUCUCUCCAUCUCCAAGUUCUUUUGCCUUCAUAAAUGGCAUUGAGAUAGUUUCCAUGCCAAAUGAUCUCUACGCCAAAAGCAACGAUAAGCCGCUUUUCUAUGUGGGUAUCGAUGACAAUCCUUUUUAUUGGGAUAACACCACUGCCCUUGAGAAAUUUUAUCGGUUGAACGUUGGAGGGCAAUAUAUCAGCGGCGUAAAUGAUACUGGAAUGUACAGGACUUGGCUUCAAGAUACAAAUUAUAUUUUUGCAGCUCUGUCUGCGUCAACAGUAGUUACACCUCCAGAUGAUAUCCAAAUAAAGUAUUCAGCGGAGACACCGGCGUACACUGCACCUGCAGAGGUAUAUAGUACUAUGCGUCUGAUGGGUCGGGACCAACGCGUUAACCAGAAUUACAAUCUCACAUGGUACUUUCCAGUUGAUGCUGGUUUCAACUAUCUUGUUAGGCUGCACUUUUGUCAGUUUCUGCGGGAGGUUACAAUCUCUAAUCAAGUGAUUUUCUCCAUAUUCAUCAACAAUCACACAGCUGAAGCUGUUGCAGAUGUAAUCUUGUGGGCAGGCGGUAACAGUAUUCCGGUGUACAAAGACUAUGUCGUGUGGAUCCCAGAUGAUGGCAGCCAAAGCAAGCAGUAUCUGUGGCUCGCUUUACACCCAUAUAUGGAACAAAAUCCCGAACAUGCUGAUGCAUUCUUGAACGGUUUAGAGAUUUUCAAGUUGAACAAUUCAGGCGGUAGUUUGGCAGGAUCCAAUCCUGAACCAGUGUCUGCAUCACCAGAACAGCAUCCAAUGCCGAAGAUAAUGAAACACAAAAGACCGUCACAGGUAAUGGUCGUUCUUGGUGUUGUCUUUGGCGGAAUAUUUGCAGUCUCUUCAAUUCUUUGCUUUGUGCACCAAAGAAAAAGGAAGUUGAGAGAAUGUGGUACUAGCAAGCACGAGUCUUCCUGGUUCUCACUCAGUUACGCUUCUAGCUCUGCCACAAAUACAAUUGCUUUAUCAUUGCCAACUGAUCUUUGUCGUAAAUUUACGAUUGCUGAGAUCAGAGCAUCUACAAGAAAUUUUGACAAUGAAAAUGCUAUUGGUUACGGUGGAUUUGGUACAGUGUACAAAGGAUACAUUGAAACUGGUUCCAUUCCAGUUGCAAUCAAACGGCUAGAUUCAUCAUCAAGACAGGGGAUACUAGAGUUCCAGGCAGAGAUUGAGAUGUUGUCCAGGCUUCGCCACGUUCAUCUCGUCUCUUUGAUUGGAUUCUGCGAUGAUCAAGGUGAUAUGAUCCUCGUAUACGAGUUCAUGGAAAAUGGGAACCUUCGAGAUCAUCUCUACAAAACCAAGAAUCCUCCACUCCAGUGGAAGCAAAGACUACAAAUAUGCAUUGGUGCUGCACGAGGGUUGCAUUAUCUUCACACAGGUGGAAAGCACAUCAUCAUCCACCGUGAUGUCAAAUCAUCAAACAUCCUAUUGGAUGGUAAUUGGAAGGCUAAAGUUUCGGAUUUUGGAAUGUCGAGGACAGGUCCCACUAGUGAAUCUCAAACUCACGUCAGCACAAUUGUUAAAGGUACCUUUGGGUAUCUUGAUCCAGAAUACUAUCGCAGGCAACAGCUCACAGAGAAAUCUGAUGUGUACUCUUUUGGGGUGGUGUUGUUGGAAGUCCUAUGCGCCAGGGCACCGAUCAUCUCAUCCCUGCCUAAAGAACAGGUGAACUUGGUUCAGUGGGCACGAGAUUGUUAUUUAGCAGGUACCCUUGAUCAGAUAAUUGACCCACAGUUGAAGAGUGAUGUUGCACCUGCCUCUUUGAACAAGUUUGGGGAGAUAGCUGAGAGUUGCGUGCGUGAUAAAGCGAUUGAGCGGCCAACAAUGGGGGACGUGGUUUGGAGCCUUGAAUUUGCGUUGCAGCUCCAAGAAACUGCGGAGAAAAAUGUUCAUUCCGGGAAUAUCCUCAGUGAUAGCCAGAAAAGCUCAUUUGUGGAAGAGGUGAUCACCAAAGAUGAUGAUGACGAGGCAUUUACAUCUUCAAGUGCACAAAUAUCAGUUUUAAGUAGCACCGUUGAUACCGGAGAAAGGAGCUCUACAAACUACCGGUGGAUUUAGAUCAAGGACUGUGUUUUCCGAAUUAAUUAAUCCUCAUGGACGGUGAUAUAAAUUAUAUUUGUAUUUGCUUUUUUUUUUUUUUUUUUUUAAAUUUUUCCAUUACAAAAUGUAAGAUUGUUUAGUCUGUUUUUCCAAACCUUUUAUCUAAUAUUUUAGGUUAUAAUGCUAUUUCAAAUUUUUCUAUUUAACAUUAUGCAUUUUAGGUUGGGUUUA